Messenger RNA from Erigeron canadensis, 3075 nucleotides. Its product is annotated as protein CHROMATIN REMODELING 25. The record is from RefSeq and is a predicted model, not a curated record. Bases 147 to 2954 code for a protein of 935 amino acids. Gene Ontology annotation, cellular component: nucleus. NCBI's taxonomy places the organism in Eukaryota, Viridiplantae, Streptophyta, Magnoliopsida, Asterales, Asteraceae. Gene Ontology annotation, molecular function: ATP-dependent chromatin remodeler activity; DNA translocase activity; ATP binding. Gene Ontology annotation, biological process: double-strand break repair via synthesis-dependent strand annealing; reciprocal meiotic recombination. The transcript is spliced from 20 exons.
UGAUAACCCGACCCGGUUCAAAUAAAAAACACCGCCGACAGUUUACCGCCAUUUCGUACAACUUGAAAACAUAGCUGUAGCCCCAAACACACAACAAUUGAGGGCUUAUGAAAGAAUACAAACCCUAAUUUUGAUAACUUGAAAUUAUGGAAGAAGAAGACGAUGUAGAAAUCCUUUCUAUCUCCGAUUCCGGUGACGAUUUCACUUCCGAUCAAUCCGAAGAAGAAGAAGAUGAAGACUUUAAUGACCUAUCUGGAUCUAACAGUGAUGAAAAUUGUCAACAAAACGACGUCGUACCACCACCAAAUCAAAAAUCUCAGAACGUCAAUGCUCUUUUGAGUGGAAAUUUAGUGGUGAAAAGGCAGCCGUUACUUCCACGAGUGCUUUCAGUUAGUGAAAGAGAAGCGGUUUUAAGGAAGCCGUUUAAACCGCCUUCGGAUGAGGGAUAUUCAGAUCAAAAGGAGCAUCUUAUUCGUCGUUUAUGUGCUCGUAAACGAUUUGUACCUUGGGGUUCCGACAGGCCAGUUUUAGUUAACAUUACAAACCGGUUGGAUGUGCCUGUUUCUAUUGAGGAGGAUGUUCCCCAAGAGAGCGUAAAUCUGCCACCGGAUAUUGAACCCUUAAUUUUAUGGCAGUCGGAAGAGGAAGGUGAUGACGGUUUAAUACGUGUAGAAGUUGAUCAUCUACUUGUUAAGUUCCUUCGACCCCAUCAAAGAGAAGGGGUUCAGUUCAUGUUUGAAUGUGUUUCGGGAUUAUGCUCCCCUGAUAUAAAUGGCUGCAUUUUGGCUGAUGACAUGGGGUUAGGGAAGACUUUGCAGUCAAUUACAUUGUUGUAUACGCUUCUUCGUCAAGGUUUUGAUGGAAAGCCAAUGGUUAAAAAGGCAAUAAUUGUAACGCCAACGAGUCUAGUAAGUAACUGGGAGGCUGAAAUUUUGAAAUGGGUUGGCGAAAGAGUUAAGCUUGUGGCUCUAUGUGAAAGUAGUCGUGAGGAUGUCAUCUCUAGCAUUGAUAACUUUAGAAGCACACAUAGCCGAUUACAGGUACUGAUUGUUUCCUACGAGACGUUUCGGAUGCAUUCAUCAAAAUUUAACGAUAGUGGUUCUUGUGAUCUUCUCAUAUGUGAUGAAGCUCACAGGUUGAAAAAUGAUCAGACCCUGACUAAUAAAGCAUUGGCUGCUCUAGCUUGUAAACGUCGCAUUUUAUUGUCGGGGACUCCAAUGCAAAAUCACCUAGAAGAAUUUUUCGCCAUGGUCAACUUCACUAACCCGGGAAUUUUGGGGGAUGCUGCAUUUUUUCGACGAUAUUAUGAGACACCCAUCAUCUGUGGAAGAGAACCUACUGCCUCUGAAGACGAGAAAAAUCUUGCAAAUGAGCGCUCAGCAGAACUGAGUGCAAAAGUCAAUCAGUUUAUAUUGAGGAGGACUAAUGCUUUGCUAUCAAAUCACUUACCACCUAAGAUAGUUGAGGUUGUUUGUUGCAAGCUAACUCCUCUCCAAAAAGAAUUGUACAAUCACUUUAUUCAUUCGAAAAAUGUGAAACAAGCAAUUACUGAAGAUGUAAAGCAAACAAAAAUUCUGGCUUAUAUAACAGCCCUAAAGAAGCUUUGCAAUCACCCAAAGCUGAUUUAUGAUACUAUGAAAAGUGGGAACCCGGGGACUGCAGGGUUUGAGGGCUGUAUGCGCUUUUUUCCUCCAGAAAUGUUCUCUGGAAGAUCUGGAUCAUGGACUGGUGGUGAUGGAGCAUGGGUUGAACUAUCAGGGAAGAUGCAUGUCUUAGCUCGUUUAUUGGCUCAUCUGCGUACGAAAACCGAUGACCGAAUAGUAUUAGUUUCAAAUUAUACGCAGACCCUGGAUCUUAUUGUUCAGUUAUGUCGUGAACGAAGAUAUCCAUUCUUAAAGCUUGACGGGUCUACGUCAAUCAGCAAAAGACAAAAGCUGGUCAACUGCUUCAACGAUAAGUCAAAGGAUGAGUUUGCAUUUCUUUUGAGCAGCAAGGCUGGUGGCUGUGGCCUCAACUUGAUAGGUGGAAAUAGACUUGUUCUGUUUGAUCCUGAUUGGAAUCCCGCCAAUGACAAACAAGCUGCUGCAAGAGUGUGGAGGGAUGGACAGAAGAAGAGAGUAUACAUCUAUCGGUUUCUAAGCACAGGAACCAUUGAAGAGAAGGUAUAUCAACGUCAGAUGUCAAAAGAAGGGCUUCAAAAAGUAAUUCAACAAGAGCAAGUUGAUCCCAAGAUUCAGGGGAACAAUCUUUCAACGGAGGAUUUGAGGGACCUAUUUACAUUCCAUGAGGAUGCAAGAUCUGAAAUUCAUGAGAAGAUGAACUGCACACGUUGUCAAAACUCUGGAGAAAGAGCAACAGAUGAAAUACCUAACGUGAGCAUGAGUGAAUGUGCUGGAUCUCCAGAUGAAAGGUGCCCCUCUGAUGAAGAGGAUAUUGGGGGAUUUGCGGGUAUUUCUGGUUGCUUGCACAACUUAAAGAGCUCAGAGAAACAGGCUGGCACUCCAUUAGAAGAGGACCUAGCUAGCUGGGGUCAUCAUUUCACUCCAAACACCGUACCUGAUACCAUUUUUCAAGUAUCAGCUGGAGAUGAGGUCACUUUUGUUUUCACGAACCAAAUUAGCGGAAAGCUUGUACCUGUGGAAUCAAUGGUUAAAUCAAAAACAGCUGAAGCAAACGCUGAGGCGCAUACAUCAAAGGGUAUUGUAUACAAAAAUCCUAUGAUAACAUCCAAACGUCAACAGACAAUACCAUCUGCUUGGUCCAAAGGCGGGUCCAUCAGAGGCAAAUUACCAACUUCUACUGGGAGUUCACAGCGGACACUUAAGGAGUUUAUAGGAAAGCCAAUGGAAGGUACGAAUUAUGUAGCAUUAAAACCUAAAACUUCCCUUGAUAAAUAUUUGCCUCAAAAGCGUUUGUCUUCUGGGCAUGUAGAUGACGAUGAUGAUUUUGCAUAAAUUCACUCUUAUGUUCAUUGCAUCACAACCAAAUUUUCUUUGAACAUUGGCUAUAAAUAGAUAAAUCCAGUGUAUUCAUGUAUACUUUUAAAAAUGUUUUACAGUUAUACACAUCAUCAAA